AUGGCUGCGCUAGGAAUUUUGUUGUCAAAUUUAUUUUCUAAACCAAGGAUAGAGCUAAUGCCCUCUCCAGGCCCUGACAUGGGACUCCAGGAAAGCUCUGACUGCUGUUCUUGCCCAGAAAAGUGGAUUGGGUACCGAUGCAACUGUUACUUCAUUUCUAAUGAGGAGAAAACUUGGGAAAAAAGUAGGCAGUUCUGUGAUUCUCUGAACUCCAGUCUACUUCAACUUCAAACCAGAGAUGAACUGGAUUUCAUGCACUCCAGUCAGUACUUUUACUGGAUUGGACUGUUUUAUAGUAAAGAACAUAAUGCCUGGCUGUGGGAGAAUGGCUCCACUCUCUCCAAGAACCUGUGA
This is a messenger RNA of Carlito syrichta (Philippine tarsier), 354 nucleotides long. RefSeq names its product natural killer cells antigen CD94-like. The transcript is spliced from 4 exons. The record is from RefSeq and is a predicted model, not a curated record. Bases 1 to 354 code for a protein of 117 amino acids. NCBI's taxonomy places the organism in Eukaryota, Metazoa, Chordata, Mammalia, Primates, Tarsiidae. Gene Ontology annotation, biological process: positive regulation of natural killer cell mediated cytotoxicity; stimulatory C-type lectin receptor signaling pathway.